Molecule: messenger RNA, 1383 nt
Organism: Colletotrichum truncatum
Lineage: Eukaryota; Fungi; Ascomycota; Sordariomycetes; Glomerellales; Glomerellaceae
Product: dolichyl-diphosphooligosaccharide-protein glycosyltransferase 48kD subunit
Cellular component (GO): oligosaccharyltransferase complex; endoplasmic reticulum membrane
Source: RefSeq, a predicted model, not a curated record
AUGCGGUCUCUUAUUUCGCUUUGUCUGCUGUUCCUGGCUGCCGCCGUGCACGCCGUCAGCGUCACCGGCGGCCGGCUCCUGGCCAUCCUGGAUGAUGUCGCAGAGAAGGAAGACUACUCCAAGUUCCUCGGGGAUCUUGAAAGCCGCGGAUACACCAUCAGUUACGAGUCGCCCAAGAGCGAGUCUCUGCAACUGUUCAAGCUCGGCGAGCGCGUUUAUGACCAUGUGUUGCUCUUCCCCUCUAAGAUCAAGGGCCUCGGUCCUAACCUGACGGCCAACGUCCUCCUCCAGUUCAUCAACGCCAACGGAAACAUCCUCCUGACUCUUUCUUCUACCGCGACCAUUCCGACUUCCCUCGUCAGCCUCCUUGCUGAGCUCGACAUCGCCCUCCCCGCCGACCGCACCGGUCUUGUUGUCGACCACUUCAACUACGAUGCCCUUAGCGCUCCCGAGAAGCACGACGUACUGGCCCUCCCCGCACCCAAGCAGCUCCGUGCCGGUUUGAAGACCUACUUCUCCCAGGAGGGUGAGGUUCUUGCUCUCCCCAACACCGUCGGACACAUUCUUGGUUCUGGCCAACUUCUUACGCCCAUCCUGCGUGCGCCCAAGACUGCGUACAGCUACAACCCCAAGGAGCAGUCUGAGGUUGUUGAUGCAUCUGAUCUUUUCGCUGCGGGCGAGCAGCUUUCGCUCGUCUCUGUUUUCCAGGCUCGCAACAGCGCUCGUUUCACCGUUGUUGGAUCUGCUGAGCUGUUUCGCAACAAGUGGUUCGAUGCCAAGAUCAAGCCUGCUGGUGCUGCGAAGGAGGUCAAGACCUGGAACCGUGAGUUCGCGAAGAGAGUCUCUGGCUGGACUUUCAAGGAGAUUGGUGUUCUGCGAACCAACGAGAUUGAGCACCACCUCAACGAGGCUGCUAACGACACCAACCCCGAGAUUUACCGUGUCAAGAACGAUGUGACCUACUCUAUCUCUCUCUCUGAGUACUCCUGGGACAAGUGGACCCCUUUCACCGUUCCCUCCGACGAUGAACUGCAGCUUGAGUUCAGCAUGCUCUCCCCCUUCCACCGCCUCAAGCUCUCUCCUAAGGCUAGCACCGCCGACGAGUCUACUUACACCGUCUCCUUCGUGCUCCCCGACCAGCAUGGCAUUUUCAACUUCAAGGUCAACUACAAGCGUCCUUUCCUUACCAACCUCGAGGAGAAGAACACCGUUUCUGUCCGCCACAUGGCUCACGACGAGUGGCCGCGUUCAUACGUCAUCUCUGGCGCCUGGCCGUGGUUGAGCGGUAUCUUCGCCACCGUCACCGGCUUCGUGCUGUUCUCUGCUCUGUGGAUGUACAGCGCGCCUACGGCUGCCGCGGGACAGGCCAAGAAGACGCAGUAA